This is a messenger RNA of Halteromyces radiatus, 762 nucleotides long. RefSeq names its product urease accessory protein UreG. Gene Ontology annotation, molecular function: nickel cation binding; GTPase activity. The record is from RefSeq and is a predicted model, not a curated record. Bases 1 to 762 code for a protein of 253 amino acids. Lineage: Eukaryota; Fungi; Mucoromycota; Mucoromycetes; Mucorales; Cunninghamellaceae. The transcript is spliced from 6 exons.
AUGUCUGAUGUUUCUUUUGAAGAUAAAAUCUCAAAUACUUCUGCUGCUACUGCUCCUUCUCAAUACUAUCAUAAUCACGACCAUACUCAUGAAGACCUUGACCACCCUGGAAUUUAUGAUGAACGUCCAAAAGCUCAAUAUCAAAACCGUGAUUUUAUUAUAUUUAUUAUUUAUAAAUAUAUCCCUGCUGGGUCUGGUAAAACUGCCGUGAUGCUUGCUUUAUGUCAACGUUUACGCGACACUUAUUCCACUGCUGCUGUGACUAAUGAUAUUUUCACUAAAGAAGAUACUGAAUUCCUAGUACGAAACAAGGCUCUACCUGAGGAACGUAUAUUGAAACUGGUGGAUGUUCUCAUGCUGGAAGAUGUAUCUGCCAAUAUGAAUGCUCUUGAGAUCUUGCAUGCCAAGUUUAAUACACAAUUAUUGUUGAUUGAAUCCGGUGGGGAUAACCUUGCUGCCAAUUACAGAUAUAUUUAUUUUUUUGUGGCCGAUCAUAUUAUCUAUGUGAUCGAUGUAGCUGGUGGAGAUAAAGUACCUCGAAAAGGUGGACCUGGUAUUACUCAGAGUAAUCUACUAGUAGUGAACAAGACCGAUUUGGCCGAAAUUGUUGGUGCCGACUUGAAUGUUAUGGCAAGAGAUGCUAAAAAUAUGCGUGGAAAUGGCCCUACUGUGUUUGCGCAAGUGAAGAAUGGUGUUGGUAUGGAUGAAAACAUUAGUCUUAUCAUCGGUGAAUGGAGAGCAAGUGGUGCUGCAAAAGAAUGA